Molecule: messenger RNA, 2687 nt
Organism: Phalaenopsis equestris
Lineage: Eukaryota; Viridiplantae; Streptophyta; Magnoliopsida; Asparagales; Orchidaceae
Product: proline-rich receptor-like protein kinase PERK3
Exons: 12
Coding region: 409-2493 (694 amino acids)
Biological process (GO): protein phosphorylation
Molecular function (GO): protein kinase activity; ATP binding
Source: RefSeq, a predicted model, not a curated record
ACGUCCCCACUUCAUGUGGUCUGCUUUGAGUCUUCCUCUUUUACUGUCAUGUUUUUGAGCUUUCUCUGCUUUUGUUUACUGCUCCUUCCCCAAGAUUGCAUCUUUCGCGCUCCUUUCGUCCUUCUGUAAUAGAAAACUCCCGCCUAACUAAACUCCGCCGUCAUCAUGGCUCCACCGCAACAAUAACUCAUUUCUUCUUCUUCUUCCUCCAAUCCAAUAAAAACUCAAAUUUUAUUAUAUAUGGUCGCAGUUAAGCCCAUGAUUUCACCGGCUGCGAUCAACUUCCAUCAUUUUUUUAUGAACUUCUGCCUCUAAACGAGAGGUUUUCUUCUGCUCCAUAAAUUUAUAUGAGGAAGUUGAAGAAGAUUUCGAAGAUUGUUUUCUGUUUAUAGAAUUCAGGAAAACAGGAUGGUUUUUGAGAAGGGAUUCUCAGAAGAGGAAAAGAAGAGGAAGGAAAGAUGUAUUCUUGUCGGAUUUCGAAUUGAUGGCGAUGGAAGAAAAUUGCUUAGCUGGGCUCUUACGAGCAUCGCCAAAGAAGGCGAUUUUGUAAUGGCUGUUAAUGUUUCUCGGAAUGAUACAGAAGUAAGCAAAACCCCAACUCUUACUUUGUUCAGAAUCUUAAAUGAGUUCAUGACAGAGCAUGAGGAUCUCUGUAAUAAGAAGAAGGUAAUUCUUGCAGGCCGCAUCGCUCGUGGAAAUUCCAUUAAGAGAAUUUUGGUAAAAGAAGCAGAGCUCUGUGCAGCGAAGGCAGUUGUUCUAGGAGCAAACAAGAACUUCUCUUUUGGGUGCUCAACUUCUCUAGCUCAGUAUUGUGCGAAGAAACUCCCUUCAACUGUUUCUGUAAUUGCAGUUCAUAAGGAGCAAGUAGUCUUUGAAAGAGCAGCAACUAAACUGAAACCAAUCUCAGGAGGAGAAGAGAAGCGGAAUCUUAGAAGUUUCUUGCAUCCAAAUCUUGGCAUGGAUGCUAAACCCAUGGCUCCAACUUCUGCUCGAAUAUCAUGCGAUCAAAAAAAGAAAACAGUGAAUAAAACCACAAAAGAAACGAAGGAUUACUGUCUUAUUUCUUAUGAUAAGAUGAGAAAAACCAAUAGAAAUUCAGUUUCAGCAACUUCAAGACAGUUGCCUGAACCCAAGGAUUACUGCCUUAUUUCUUAUGAAAAGUUAAGCAACCGUAAUUCAGUUUCAGUACUGCAAAGAAAGUUGCCUGAACGGAAACCCGGUUGGCCGCUGCUGUGCAAAUCAAUGGCAGCAAAAACUGAAACUUUGCAAGGCAGUGAAGGAAGAAAAAUGUCUGUAGUCCAAUGGGUGAUGAACUUGCCAGACAGAUCUAUGCCUUUUACAAAAUCAGAGAUUAAUCUAAUCAAGGAGUUGGAGAGAAUUCUGAAACUAAAUUCUUCUGCCUGCAAGUUUUUUAAGUAUGAGGAGCUACAGAAUUCUACUAAUUUCUUCUCACAAGAAAAUUUGAUUGGGAAAGGAGGAAACAGCCAAGUUUAUAUUGGUUGUCUUCCAAAUGGUCAUCAAGUGGCAAUCAAAGUAUCAAAGUUCUCUGAAAAAUCAUCAAGAGAUUUUCUUCUUGAGGUAGAUAUCAUCACCAGGCUUCAGCAUAAGCGCAUCAUGUCUUUAGUUGGUAUUUGUGUUGAAGAUAAAAAUCCUAUCUCUAUCUACUCUUUAUGCUCUAGAGGAAGCCUGGAAGACAACCUCCAUGGUAAAAGAUCCAAGGCUUCACUAGAUUGGGAGAUGAGGUUUCAGGUGGCAGUUGGAGUUGCAGAAGCUUUGGACUAUCUACAUAAUGGCUGCUCAAGACCUGUGAUUCAUAGAGAUGUGAAGUCUUCUAACAUUCUUCUUUCUGAUAAAUGUAAACCAAAGUUAUCUGAUUUUGGUUUAGCCAUAUGGGGGCCCACCACAUCACCAUGCCUAACUCAUGGUGAUGUUGUUGGAACUUUUGGAUAUAUAGCUCCUGAGUACUUUAUGUAUGGAAAAGUCAGCAUCAAGGUUGAUGUUUAUGCCUUUGGUGUAGUUUUACUUGAACUCCUCACUGGUAGAAAGCCAAUCAAUGAUGAGAGUCCAAAAGGGCUGGAGAGCUUGGUCAUGUGGGCUAUACCAAUAUUAGAGAGGGGAGAUGUUGUGGAGUUAUUGGAUCCUAUUCUUGAUGGCAAGUAUGAGGAGGAUCAGAUGAAAAGGAUGGUUUGUGCUGCGUCGCUUUGUAUUAGAAGGGCAGCUCGUCGCCGACCUCAGAUGAAUCAGGUAUUGGAGAUUCUUCGUGGAGAACAAGAGAUUGAGCCAUGGAUGAGCUCGAAUGUCAAUAAUAAUCUCAACGAGCAAGAUGGCCAAGAAGAAGAAGCUUAUCCAAGUUUAAGCAUUGGGCCACACAUAGACCUUGCUUUGCUUGAUGUGGAUGAUGAUGCUUCAAUUAUUAGCUUUGAACAAAACCACCUAAACUCAUUGGAUAAGUAUUUGCAAGAUAGAUGGAGUGGCUCUUCAAGCUUUGAUUAGCUUCUUUUUUUAUAUAUUUUGUAUGAUUUGAUUUUUUUUUUUUUUUGGAAAUAUUUUAAUGUUUUUUCUUACUUGAAUUUGUACAGUGAAUAAUGGUAGUUCUUUGAGCUGGAUGGGCCAAGAACAACCAUAGUUGGAUGAGAUGUUGAGAAUAAAACAAGCUUGAAUGAAAGUAAUUGUAAUUUUUUUGGCUU